Messenger RNA from Cephus cinctus (wheat stem sawfly), 1988 nucleotides. RefSeq lists its product as uncharacterized. The coding region runs from base 729 to 1961 and encodes 410 amino acids. Gene Ontology annotation, cellular component: cytoplasm. The record is from RefSeq and is a predicted model, not a curated record. Gene Ontology annotation, molecular function: protein binding. Lineage: Eukaryota; Metazoa; Arthropoda; Insecta; Hymenoptera; Cephidae. The transcript has 3 exons.
AUAAUUUUCAUAUUUACAGAAUUAAUCGAUUAUGAAAAUUAUCAAUCAAAGAGCGUGGUUCGAUAAUAGAACAGCUAUACCAGAAAGGGUAUCUACACACGCUUUUGGACAAGAACUACGUCUGUCUUUCUCUUAUCCAUGUAAAUGCCCAUAAGUCCGUCUCUGUCGCACUCGCAGGGAGUAUAGAAAAUCUUCAAAACAUGAGGAUUUCUAUCGAACCAGCAUCUCCGUUGCUCCUAACGAGACGCUCUUUAUAUCAUCAGCCAUUCACGUGAUAAGAUAGUAAAGUAGAGCAAAAAAAAUGUAAUCUAAGAAAAAUUGUUUCCACAGGUGUAUCCCUACGGAGCACGUGAGUGUUGGGGAUGCGUGUGAUACGUGACGGGGGUUGCACCUCAGGGUGGUGGAGGUUCUCCUACCGUGACGCGUUGUUGACGUUACCAGGGGCAACCUUCCACCUUUCCCAGGUGUCGAUAUCCACACAUCCUCCGCACCAGAGUCACCCGUAAACUAACGGCAACCUUCGACCUUCUAAGGUUAGCAAGUAGUAUCGUACUCCUGCUAAUCAGCGAAUACCUCAAUUCCGUGAUAAGGUGUACCUGAACUUUGUAGUACGUGAUAAUCUCUAUGGUGAAAUCACUUGACUUGCUUGGACCUCUGACCUUCUGCGUGUGAAGACACCUCAUCACACUCUGGCCCAUCGACCGGACGUAUUUGCUGGCUGGCACAAAAUGUCGGUGGAUCCUGAAAAUAAUACCAAGGACGCUAUAAAUACGGUUCAGGAUGCAGUAAGCUUGCAAGCUUCGGAUAUCCUUAAGCCUACGUUGCAGGAUAACGAUUUUCUUCAAAGUUUCGUGAGAAUCGACCUUGACGAUCAUACUGAUACGAAAAAGGGAAUAAGAUCGUACCUAUCCGAUCUGAAGAAUUCCAGAGACAGCAAGGAUCCGCGCGAAGGUCCUGCAGGACUUCCGGGUACGCAUCAAAGCAUUGAGACACCUGAAAAUUUUAGUCAACAUACUCAGAGCAAUGCCAAAGGUAGUCAUAGACGUAACAGUCAACGUAAGGUACGAACUUUCAAGCCGUCCUUGGAUACGGAAAUGAACGUGCAGAAGUCGAAGAGGAAACGACGUAGGAAAUUUGGAGGUCGUCGCCAGGAAGAAAUAUAUACGGAUAAGGAUAGAGCGGCUGCUGUUAAUAUGGGGAGUCGUGAUAUUAAGCAAUCAUUAAAAAUGAAAAGAAAAGAAGAUCGGAGUAGAGCCCUUCAGAUACCCGAGGAAGCGGAACCCAGCGCCAUGUUGGCACUUGGUGCGCGGGAAAUGCGAAGUGGAGACGUCAAGAUCGCUAUAUCUUGUAUCAAUAAGGCUUUGGAACUCAGUCCGGACGACAAAAAUGCGCUUAUUGCACGUAGCAGAUGUUACCUGCUACUGGGCGAACCUCAAAAAGCUCUUCAGGAUGCCGAAGCAGCUCUUAAAGGAAAGUUGAAGGAUCCCAAUACCGCGCGGGCAAUAUUUUACAAAGCUGAGGCACUUUAUCAUUUAGGCGAUUUUGAACUAAGUCUCGUCCAUUAUUAUAGAGGCAUGAGAAUUAGACCAGAAUUUGAUCAAUUUCGACUUGGAGUUCAGAAGGCAAAGGAGGCUAUACAGAAUAUCUUGGGAAACAACAGCGUACCGAUUUCUAUUUGUGGUAAUUCUGGCACUGAUCUUGAAUCCAUUUACACAAGAGACAAAAGUCCUGCCAGAUUAAGGACCCCUGUCCUACUUGAUGACUUGGAGUCAUGUACAUCAGGAAAGCAAAGUAAAGUAAAUGGAAUAACGAACGAAGGGUCGAGUAAAGAAAAUUCAGUUUCAACGAAACGUAAAACAGGAACGCCAAAUCUUUUGGGACAGCUAAACGUGGAUAAGAAAUACUUACAGAAUCUCCUUAAGAGACCAGGUAACAAUUUUAUAACGAAACGUUUAAUCUAGACUUCCAAUAAUCAGUAUUCAGCCAAC